Messenger RNA from Diospyros lotus (date-plum), 1136 nucleotides. RefSeq lists its product as uncharacterized. Bases 99 to 1049 code for a protein of 316 amino acids. Gene Ontology annotation, molecular function: hydrolase activity. The record is from RefSeq and is a predicted model, not a curated record. Lineage: Eukaryota; Viridiplantae; Streptophyta; Magnoliopsida; Ericales; Ebenaceae. The transcript is spliced from 3 exons.
ACUUCUUCGUUCUCUUUCUGUUGGGAUAUGUAAUUUGUAACAUCAGAGAGAGAGAGCGAGAGAGAGAGAAGAGGGAUAUCGGGUUGGUAUCAGCCCCCAUGUUUUCAUCUUCAAUAACUACAAGCAGCGCCGUCGUCUUGCUCACAAGGCGGCUGAACCACCACCAUCACCACCACCAGUUCUUCACAAACUUUGCUUCUCCUCGACUUCCUCUUUCUUUCUUGUCCAGCGAAUCCAAAAUUGUAGAUCCCACACGCAGAACAUUAUCUAUUAGGAAGUAUAAAUGUAAAGUAUCUAGCAGCCAAGUGGAGCUUGAAGACGGUAAAGACGACGAGGCUUGCGAGCUUGUCAAUGGGGUCGAGUUUUCGAUAGGGGAGGGAGACGACAGUAUCCGCGCUUAUCUUUUCAAGGCAGUGAAGAACAACAAUGGCACUGGCAUCUUGCUGCUGUCUGAUAUCUUUGGAUUCGAGGAUUCUUCCACCAGGGAUUUUGCAUACAGGGUUGCUUGCAAUGGUUACAAUGUUCUAGUUCCUGACUUGUUUCGCGGGGAUCCUUGGGCAAAGGGCAGGCCUAAGAAUGUUUUUGAGGAAUGGCUUUCGAGUCACAGCUUUGAAAGAGUUGCAAAAGACAUCACAGCAUCGACGAAAUGGAUGAUGGAUGAAUUUGUAGCUGCAGGAAUCUCCAAGAAGCUUGGUCUAAUCGGAUUCUGUUUUGGAGGCGGCCGAGUAAUCGAUGUGCUUGCUCAGGACGAGGGUGCCUCCUUUGGCAUCGGGAUUUCAUUCUACGGCACAAGGAUCGAUCCUUCGGUUGCAGCUAACAUUAAAGUACCUGUAUUGUUAAUUGCAGGUGACAAAGAUCCACUGUGUCCAGUGACUACCUUAGAAGAUAUCAAGGAGAGAAUUGGCGAAGGAUGCAGAGUGAUGAUUUUCAGGGGGAGGGGCCAUGGGUUUGCUCACCGGCCUGAAUCUGCUGAAGAAGAUGGAGAUGCAGAGCAGGCAUUCAUGGUUGUGAGAAAUUGGCUAUUUGAUGGUUUGGUUGUUGGGACCUGAUGCUUUGAUUGUUAGAAAACUCUCUCCAUGUGUUUAAUGACUCAGUAAGUCUUCCUUCAUCAAUGCUGCCUCUAAGGUGAAGUUCAA